GGCCGCCUUCGGUGCCAUUCUUCAGUUCCAUUCGAAACGCGUCUCCGUUUGGUUGUUGCCGCCGGUUGGUCCGGUCGCCGUGCUGAUCAUUUUGGCCAAGUGAAUGUUUUUCAAUUGUAACCAAAACAAUACCGUCAAGUGGGUGAUAUGUAAGUGAGCCGUGUGGACUAUCCAUCUCUGUCUAUCCGGUCAAAUGCCUCUCUUUCUCUGCAGGGAGCAAGUGCGUUAAAGACAUUUGCCGUCAGGCGGGAUUCGAUUUGAAUUUCGGUGUUCGGUCAACGCUUUUCGGGAUAAUCGUCUUUUUGUCUUUACGUAUGCAAAGCGCGUAAUUUUGCAUUACCGUUGUCUCGUCGCCGCGUCAUAAAAAAGUGACCGCGACACCGCCCCAUACCCCCCUUCCCGCCUAAUCUUUCUGGAAAUAAGAAACAUCGCCCACCUCCCCCCAAAUCAAUUGUGGAAAAUUUCACUUUGGAUCGAAAGCCUUUUUAAUUUUUUUGCAUGGAUUAUCGUGAAACAAAGCUCUAGUGUGCGUACCGGAUCUAGACCCAGUGCACUCGUUUUCCCCAAACCGCGAAUUAAUUUACCAUCCGCCUAAGCAUAUGGUAGCAUUGAGAUUCUUGAGUGUUGAAUUAACAUAAAGCUUUACCCCCCGGCUGGCCUCCAAUUAGAAACUGCCAUAAAUGCAUAAGAACUGUGCGGCAAAGUUAUUUCAAAGACUUCAUAAAGAAUUAUUAAUUUUUUAAUUACGUGAAGCCAAGGUCAUUGGCUGAUAAAAUGCAAUAUUUUCCAGAAGUUUUCCCUCUCACCUGCCCAAGCCACUGAAACAACAAAAGACAAGUAGAAAUUACAGCCACAAACUAAUCAAAGAAAAAAUCACAUAAAAAAUUAAAAAAAUUUUAUAUUUAAGAAAAAAACAGCCAAUGCAAACAUACAAAAAAGUGAACCUCCAGCCCAAGAUAUAUUAUAUGCUUUCGUGUUUAUAUAGCAAAGACAGAUUCAAGGUGAAUGUUGCCAUUAUUUUUUGACAGAGCGCUCGAGAGCAACAAGUGAAAAUUUAUUGGGAAGUUUUUUGUUCGCGUGCUGGAGGAGCACAAAAAAAACAAACGAAACUUGGCAAAACCACCGCGGAAUAAAUGUCAUUAAAAAGUAUAAACAUUCAAAAACAGUUUAAGAUGUACAAAUAAAUAAUCAAUGACUAAUUGGGGUAAAAAAAAAAUAAAUAAAAACUUGCGGUCUGUCGGUAGAGAGAUUUCCAGAAAGAUUUAUAUCACGUACAUUUGUUUUAAAAAUUUCUAAGAAUACCUUCUUAUCAUUGGAUCAGGAGUUCUGUACCAUGUAGAAAAAAAACCUUUUAACGCCGGCGAACAUACCAAUGUCAUUAACCAUUUUGAGAACUUAGCCUACUCACACACAAUUCUAGUUAUCCAUCAUACGCACCGUUGGCGUUUUAGCCUUGAACUUUUCCAUUUAGAAGAGCGAACAAAUAAGCGCUGAAAAAGCCAACAAAGAGAAAGAAAUCACAUUAUUAUUAAUUAUAUUUUAACGGUAAGCGGGCUGUUCGCUAAAUGUUUUGAAUGCCUUUCAGUAGAAACCCGUCCGACAGCAUCACAAAAAAAUACAAAAUUCCCCCGUCUUGACUAAAAAGUUUUGUCAGCAAAUUUAUCCAAAAAAUAAAAGCCAAAAACAACAAAAUGCAAAUACUGGACAACAAAUAAUUUAUCGAUAAUUUACAAAACGCUAAAAGCAAAACAAAAAGCUAAAAAAACAUAUAUUAAUAAGAAACCAGUCAAAUUGCAAAUUACAAACCAACAACCAUUUUGGAUAAGGUUUUUACGAGAGUAACGAAAAUGUCUGGCAAGAUGAAGCCGGCGUCGCUGGUACGCAGACGCAGCAGCUUCUUUUUCUUCGUCACCAUCUGCUGCGGCUUCUUCGGCUCGGAGUUCGUCAGCGCACAAGAUACUUCCAGCUACUACUUUCCAUCGCAAAACCGAUUUGUGCCAUCGUCCGGUUCCUUCCCGCGCCAGCAGCCCCAGUCACUAGGCGGAUUCCGUGCCAGUACCGGAGGAUUCUCACCAGCUCCGGGAUCCUACCAGGAGCAGCUCCUCUUCAUAGCCAAUGAGAAUGCCAAGCAGACGCCUUCCGCUGGCAAUUCGCCAUUUGGCGGUUCCUUUGGAGGCAGUUCCUCCCAAUUUGCGAAACCCAAUCGCCAGUCGGACUAUUACGAUAUCUCGCCACGCCCCUUUGGGGUGCCCGCAGGGGCGGGACCGGCGGCAUCGGCUGGAUCAUCGGGAGCAGCAUCUCUGGGCAAUGGUGCAACGUCCGCAUCGGUGACCAAUGGCUUCACACGCUCCAAGGCGAUACGCAACGGACCGGUGGGGGGAUCGGGAAAUAGCCUGACCGGUGGAUUCCAGCCCCAGACGCAGCGCAUCAAUGUGCCCCAUCAGCAGACGCAAUUUCUGGCCCACUUUAAUGAGAAUGGGAAUGAAAAGCGUCCAACGUCCAGCAGUCGGCCAUUUGGCAAUGGUGGCUUCUCCCCCAGUCGCACCCGUACCCAGGCUCCCGUUUCUGCAGUGCCGGAAUCCCCCGCCACUCCGGCAGCCACGCCCUUUAGGCCUCGAAAUCGCUACCAGCCUAACAGCGCCACGUCAUCCACCACAACCACAACCACCGGCAGCAGUGCCGAGGUGAGCAGCAAGCGGUACAAUCGCUUUGGCAGCAGCCGGGUCAAGUCCACCACCAGCACCACAUCCACCACCCAGAACACACCGGCGGAGCGUCCCAGUUUCGGAAGGAAUAAGCCUAAUCCCCGGCGUCCAGUGGUCAUCAGUCGCGAGGUCAACGAGCCGGUAAGCACGGUCAGCAGGAAGCCCUUCAACUACAGUGCCGCCCGGCUAAAACUGCCCGCCCGACCCACUGCCCGGACCACCAGCACCACCGAGAGUGCCGAGGUGGAGGAGGAGGACGAAGAGGAGAACCCCGACGGUGAGCAGGAGGAUGAGGAUGCGGAGAACAGCGACGAGCAGUACGAGGAAAGUUACGAGGGACCCGAGGAUCACUCCGAAUCCUCCAGCUUGGAGAAGCUUCCGCUGCAGGAGGAGAACGUUACCCCACUGUCGGUGGCGAAGAAUGAAGCGGAUCACUCCGAGAAACCUGCCACUCUGACCACGAAUCCAGUGAUUGAUCACGAGAGUAGCACCGCCAGCACGGAAGAGAGUCAGACAGAUGCCUCCGAGGUCACCAGCGGCGAGAUCGAUGCCACCACCCUUGAACCAGACAACGUGGAAGACGUGGCCACCACCCUGCUUCCGCAGGAGGAUCUCCAGUCCACCGAGGAAGCUCACGUGGAGGAACAGACCGUCACUACUGAGCCACCUCUGGAAAAUACUUCCGAAAACAUUAAAUCUAUAGAGAAUACAUCUCAGCAGGAGGAGCUGGUUCCAGCCAAGCAACUGGACAAGCAGGAGGAGAAGCCAACCUCUUCCAAACAGGAGGAGCAAUCCGAAUCAGAGUACGACGACGAAGGAUCCCGCGGAGAAAGUGAUGGCGAGGAGUACGAGUACGAGGACGAGGAGGGCAGCGAAGAUGCCACCAGUGAGGCCGAUAGCCAGGACUCGAAACACUCCACUCCCAGUGCAGAGCAGGAUGAGGAGCGCGAGAUCAUCUCCGUAGUGACCACGAAGAGCGUGGUGAACGGAUCCACAGUCCUCCCAGCUCCAGUCACCCCAAGUUCCAACUCGAUAACCGAAGAGGAGGAGGUGCAAUCUCCGGGAGAACUAAAGCAAGACGAGACCACACCACUACCCAGCGAGGAGGAGAAGGGAACCAACGCCACCGAGAACUAUGUGGUGGUGGCCUCCAUCCAACCCAGCCGAAGCAUCAACGGUGCACGUUUCCUGCCCUUCGACGGAAUCGAGCAGGAGGAGACCAAGCAGACCCUCUCCGAGCUGGAGCGCAAGGUGCACUCCAAGCAGCAGCCGACUCCCUCACAGAAGCCAUCCUCCGACGGCAGCGAAGAGCAGGUGGCCAGCUCAUCUGUCCAGCCCCCAGUGGCCGCUUCGACGGAGAGCAUCAUCGACAAACUGGAUCGAGUUCAGUCGGAGCUGUCCAGUGGCCUGCUAUCCGGAAAGUAUCCCAUAAUCAGCCAGAUGGAUUCCUCCACACCCGCCACCAGCACCACAACCGGCACAGGCACUGGCAAAUUCGUGCCCCACAUCCGGAAAUUCCAGCCCAGGACGACCUCCACCCCCAGCACCACCAAGGCUCUGAAGGUCCAGCACUUUGACGAAGGAGAGAUGGAUGAACUGGCCGGCCUGCUGCCAGUGGGCUUCAAGCCCAAGGCCAGCUACAAGAACCGCAAGAUCACCACCACCACCACCACCACGGAAGCACCUCCGUCCACCGUAGAGCAACCGAAAUUCAAACCAGGGCGGAAUUCCACCAUCAGCAGAUCUUUCAAGAGCGGUCAGGUGACCGUGCAGGAUGUGGCUCUGGCGGGUCUCCUGCCCAAGGGCUACAAGCCGCCAAGGACAACGACCACGACCACCACCAAGAAACCAGAGGAGAUCAGCCCCAAGCCAUCGUCCAGUCUGGAGAGUCUUUUCAGCGAAGUGAAGUUCGACGAUAGCCUGGCGGCUCUGCUGCCCAAGGACUACAAGGUGGGCAGUACUCCCAAGCCGGAUAUCUCCGUUGUAGACGACAUUUCCAAGUUCCUGCCGCCUGGCUACAAGACGAAUACCACAUCGCAGCCAAGUACCUCGACCACUCCGAGGAACCUGCCCGUGGCAGUGCCGUUCGACGAUCUCAGCAAGUUCCUGCCUCCGGGCUACAAGGCGCCCAAGGAGAAGGCGGAGGAGCCCAAGUUGCCGGAGGGAGUGACACCCAUUAAGCUGGACGACUUAAGUGGCCUGCUGCCGCCAGGAUUCAAGCUGAAUGCCACCACCAAACCAGAAGCUAGCGACGCCAGUGAUGAGAUACCAGCUUCGCUGCUUCCACCUGGAUACAAGUCCAAGAAACUCCAUCCGGCCUCGACCUCCACCACCACAACAACCACCAGCAAACCCAAGCCGGGCCCGUCCAGCACCACCGAAGCAACAGGAUCUACAGAAGGCGGUGGCUUCAAGGUGGUCUUCCCGAAGGGCUUCCACAAGCGAGUCGGUGCCCAUCGCCUCACCACUCCGCAUCCCACCCAGGAGGGUGGAGCUUCUGAAGCGAAUCCUAACGCCUCGCCUCCGGUGGUGAUCAAGAAGGGCCCACCGACCAGGGCCACCACAGAAUUCACGGGAUGGCCAACUCCACCAACUACCCCGCUGUCUGUCGACAAACUAAAUGCCCAGACCAUUAACUUCGAGGACCUUCUGACCGCCAGCGGAACCAGCAGCACCACCACCACUACGACCACGACGACAACAACCACAACGACAACGCCGCGACCCACCAAGCCAGGUCACUGCACCUCCGACUGCGACCUGGCGGCCACCAUCAAGAUCAUCGACGGCGUGGCCUGGAAGCCGGAGUUGCUGGACCACAACACGCUGGAGUGGAAGAAUCUGGCCCACGAGCUAGAGGCACAGCUCAACGAGGUCUAUUCCAAGGCCCCGCAGCUAAGCAAUUGGUACAAAAAGGUGCGGAUUGACAGCUUCAGCAAGGGCAGCGUCCUGGUCGACUACUACGUGGAGCUGGCCAACAUAAACGAGGAUGUGGACACUCUGGAGAUCCGGCAGUUGUUCCAUGAUGCCCUCACCAAGCCGGCAACUCCCGCUGUGCCCGACAAGGAUGCCCAGGAAAAUGAAACGGACAGCGUGUCGGGACCGCAGGAGGAGCAGCUAGUCACGGCCAGCUACCAGAUGGGCAAGUUCCUCAUCGAUCCGGUGGCCACCGAUUUCAGUGUCAUAGCCAAAAAUGUCCAUACGAAUGUGGAAGUAGCCGAGGAGGAUCUGUUGAUACCCCAAUGGGCCAUUGUCGUGAUUGUGAUUGGAGUGGGUUCCCUGGUCUUUGUCAUCAUCUUUGGUGUCACAGUGCUCCUUAAUCGUCAGAAGAGGGCCAAGAAGGCACCAAUUCCUCUGACCAACGACAUGCUGAACGAGCUGAAGGUAAACCACAUGGGUGGCGUGGAUAACUACGGAGUGGACGACUUCUAUAACAUUGAUGAUCCUUGGAAUGAUACCAAGCAGCCCAUUAAGCCAAAACGCUUCACCAACUCGAUGCAUGGAAGCAACAGCUCCAACAUCUACGACAGCUGGCGCUCCACCCGCCAUCCGCACACCAGCGGCGACUACUUCUAUGACCAGCAGCCAACCUACUCCACAAAGGGUGACUCCCUGAAGCGGCCGCACCACCACCACAACAACCACAGCCAGUAUCCCGCCCACCAUCACCACCAGCAGCCCCAGCAGGCGUACGGACACCAGUAUCCGGAUGCCUUCGCCGAUGCCCACCAAAUGUACAGUUACAACAACCAUGCGAGUCGGACGCGCUACUCCCGCGACUACGAUCCCGACUUUUGAAAAGGGGGGCGAGGGUAUAUGAGAUCCGAAACCCACCCACCCAGACUGGACCAUAAAGAUCCAUCCGUGCACUAGCUUUAGAACGAUUUUGAGUUGUAACUUAAUAGCGUAAAGGAUCGUAGUUGUAGUGCUGCUGUAAUUUAUCGUACUGCCUGCUGGCUUGGCUCAAAAGUCCAUCCACUUUUCCGCAUCCACAGCCAGCCGUAGCUAAACUAAGUUAAGAUAUCUUCCGAGAACCCAAUGGAGCUACUACAUAUACAUAUCUGUGUAUGUAUCUGGAUGCGUUACACGUUUACUUAAUCUACGGAUAAAGAGAGUAUAUUUUCUUAAUAGAACUUAGGGGUGUGCCCGUAUGCAUGACCCCAGAAAAAUAAAUAGUCAUGCACUCUUAGUUAAUCCUAGCCACUAAGCUAUAACUAGAUACACUACAUGUAUACUUUGUAUUAUUUAAAGUACUGGCGUCUUGCUAUAACACUAAUAUUGUCUAUAUUACGGCAAGUAAAUAAAAAAUAAUAUAAUACAA
Drosophila ananassae is the source of this 7026-nucleotide messenger RNA. Its product is annotated as mucin-19. The transcript is spliced from 8 exons. The coding region runs from base 1848 to 6503 and encodes 1551 amino acids. The record is from RefSeq and is a predicted model, not a curated record. Lineage: Eukaryota; Metazoa; Arthropoda; Insecta; Diptera; Drosophilidae.